AUGCGUACUGUAAAUGCUCUCUCCCAUAGCCUUUCGGCAGUCGUGCAAUCCGGCUGGAAAGCCUCUUCAGAUAAACCCACCAAGAAGUCAUCGCAGUUUACAAAUGUGUCUGCGUCCAUUUCAUCUGCCACCAAAGCAUUGACCAAGCUACGCCUCAUUUGUUCCGAUGACAUCGAUGUGGAAAGAGCGGCCUCAAGCGUAGUAGGGAAACUGAUUGCCGUAGAAAUGUACGAUGCUGCUCGCAGUAUUCUUGCAGACAUGCACCCUCGUCUUGUUGCACGAUGCUCUACUUCUCCACCUGCCGAACGUAGUCCGUUAUCGUUGAAGAAGGAAUCUCAAUAUAUGCGACUUCUCUGCCUUCCCUUGCCUUCCGAAUCAUCUUCAUUGGCAACUGAUGCUGUUGCACAAACUCUAAUAUCUACUUAUCUAUUACAUGUCCUCACAGUCCUCGCUCAUUUUGCCAGCUCGUUAAUGGGGGGUGAAUUAGAUGCAUUUAGCACCUCGCUCUAUGGAUUACCGACGCUUCUCACAUGGAUACCCCACUUACAUACCCUUUCGGAGAAGCAUAAAGACGUCACUCUCACAAGGGCUUAUACCGCACUCAAUAAACCAUUUUCCUUGAAGACCAAGCCUCCGAGGUCGAUUUUUCUGAUAAGAAUGUACGGUUUGCGAUGUCUUGUCCACACGAGCCCCGGAACAAUUCAAAGAACCACAUUUUGGGACCAAGUCCAAAAAGCUUCCACAUCUUUUCUCAAAUCUUCUCCCUCAGACGACGAAUGUGAAUUAGCUAGGUUUAUAGCAAAUACUCUAGACGAGCUUGUUCUAAAUGCGAAACCACACAUAUCCUUCUUCGACGGGUCUGCAUUUGUUAAAUUUUGCGAGCUUUGGAUGGGGUUUGCUAAAAGGGGUGGAGAUUUAUGCCUCCUUGACCGCAUAACGGGCUAUAUACAGAAUGUCCAGAAAGCAGAAUCGUCUGUCGCUGAGAUAACGUCUCAAAUUGAGAAGCUCAACGUAUCAUCCCCCCUUUCUUCUGAGCACAAGUUGGACACUGCAUUCUUGGAGGGCGCCAAGAUAUGUGCUGUAUUUAUGAAGGCAACUGCUAGCAUUGAGCGUGAAGCUACUGAGAGUGCUGAAAGUACCGAUCUUCAGCGGGUAAUAGAAAAGCUGCAGAGGGCCAUGGAGCGGCUACGACGUGCUGCAGUAAAGCUCUUGGAAAGCCAACGAGGGAAAGCGAAUAAUUGCUUGUUCGAUUUGUUGGAACCCAUCUCAGGGGCGCUCGAAAAAACGCUCGCGAAAGAGAAGUCGAAUGUGGAUAUUGCAACGUCCGCGCUGGACACUCUGUUUGUCCUCGCUCGCCACAAGCUCAAAAGCGCAGACCCAGAUACUUACAGCCCGUCGUUGGACUUGCUCAUGCGUAGCGCAAACCUCGUCGCAGCUGGUAGUAAUAUGGAAGAUAUAGACUCAGGACGACUUGAGAUACCGCUCUCAGCUCGCGCAAAUUACACACGAUGUAUCUCUGGCGCUUUUCAUAAUUUGGCUGGAACAUUAUACCAGGAUAGUAAAUAUGCAGGAGCGGUGAGGUUUCUGAAGCAGGCCUGUGCGUUGGGCGGCAGUGCGCUAAGGAUGAGAGCACAAGGUCUCACCAAGCAGCGCACGCCAAUUGAAGGUAAGACUAUAGAGGAUCGACCCAGCGAAGAAAAAGACCAAGAAGCUUGGAAGCAAUUGGAAGAACAGCUCACUAGACGAUGGGAGCUGCUUGGGAUUUGCUACACGAAAAUUGGCGAUCGUAAACUUGCGCACGAGUCGUUUGUCCAAUCCGUGAAAACGUUUCCUUAUGCAUCCUCAAAUUUUGUCCAACACGCUAAAAUAGCUGACUCGACUGGCGUCUUCGCUACAACACCAGCUCUCAAACAAAUUGGUAUUAUUAUAGAGAGGAUCUCAUACCUUGGAGCAUGUGAACUCUUCCUUGACGCUUCGUCUUUGUCUCUUAGACAGGCACUGUCUUCUGGGUCUUGGGACUUCGAUGCUGUAACGCAAGCGCAGAUAAUAGGCAUGGUCCUCGAGCGGCAAGUGGAAUGCCUGGAAUCAAGUCUGUGGAAGGACGACGUCAAAAGCGCUGUGAGGGCUUUGCUUGAAGAUGCACUAUGCAUUUACGAGAAGAGUCAGAUGCCUAUACGUAGAGCUAGGGUGUUGAUCAGAUGCUUAGAGUUUCUUUGGAAGGACAAUGGCAGCGCAACCAAGCGUGGCGGGAGCAUAAACUGGGAUAGCGAAGAGAUCGGAAGUGAAGCUUUGGUCCUGCUUUCUGUUGAGCAAUUGGGUGAAGACGAAGGUCAAGCCCCUUAUCGAAGCCAGUAUCGUGCCGCUGCUUGCUUUUGGCUCAGCCUCCUAGCCUAUCGUGAACCAAAUUGUCAAACCUCUCUUGUGACACACCAUGCCGAGGAAGGCUGCAAAUUUUUGAAGGCGAUGAUACAGCCAGCUGUCAGCGAGCCAAGUCCAAAAGCCAAAAGGGUAUCAGGACCUCUGAAGAAGUCCCCAAAGCAAACAACGACGCUUAGAAAAAAUCACGCUAGAACUGCAAGUGUUCGGCAGACGAAAGCUAAACCUACAAGAGGUGCCGCCCGAGAUCCUAUCACGCCUCAGCCUCGCAAAGCUCUUGAAAAACUGUCAACGAACGCUUCAAAAGUGGCGCACGCAACUGUUGGCGAGACCACCAACGCGAUAAAAUUUCAAAGUGUUGACAAGCUGUUGGAUCCCCUACAGAUGGUCAUACAGUUGCUCGGAUUACAUGGACUAGUUUUGUUAAAGGUCAAGCUGCUGGUAGUUGCAAGGCGUCUGUGCGAGCAACAAGCGUUCGGCUCAAAAGAUGCAUUUAUUUUAACGUCUGUGGAUCUCGCACAUGAACAUCUCAAACUCGGCAAAUUGAAACGAGCAAACGCAAUCUUCAACCAAUGUCUGAGUAUUAUUAAAACUAACGAUGUCUCCGAUGAUGUGCGCGUGCGGCUUCUAUUAAGAUAUGCAGAGGCACUGGCCAUAGCGGGGAAUGUCCUUGGAAGUGCAAGUUCCUACUGCGAAGCCCUGGGCUUAUCUGAGAGAUUAAUGAGCGAUGAAAAAGGAGUCCCCUCUGCACAGCGAAUACGAACUCGCGUUGGACGUCUCGAACGCGCAGCCAUGGCUUCCUAUGUAUUUUCCGUUAUCCAGUUUUCAAAGGAUAACGUUGUUUUAGCUAUGGAGUGUAUGUUACAGUCCCUUCGACUGUGGAAUCGAGCUAUAGACGCAUUGGCACGUCUCUACUCGAAUUCAUCGGCUACGAAAUCAACUUCGUCUGCAGAAGAUUCAAACCCAUUUGAGGUCCCUACGAAGGCUUCCACUCCAACAUCCGAAGGAGCAAGCGACGUUGCUUUGGAUCGGUCCAAGGUCAAAAAGAAUACAUAUUCUCGCCGUAUUCUUUUCGAUGGGAUGGAAUGGCGUAUGGCUGAAGGCCUCCUUUCGACGUUGUUUGCUCUCAUCCAGGCUUACUUUGCUCGAGGUUCCGCCAGGGAGGCGGAGUACUUCGCGCAGCAGGCUCACGAUAUGGCCGAGUCACUCAACACGCAAGCGAUGGCCAGCCGGGCUUUAGCCAGGAAAGGCGAGAUCCAGUUACACCAGGGUCAGAUCGAUACCGGGCACGAGAGCCUCUUGCGUGCUGCAGAAUUAUUAGCAGACUUGGAAGGGACUGAUGCUGCUGAUAUCAGACGUCUAAGGGGAGACUUUAGCCAGAUUAGUGGCGAGGAGAAAGACCCUCGACAGCUGUAUAAAGAAGCUGCUACGAUGAUUGCGGAGCUCGAGAAGAAUUUCGCCAGCUUGGAUGGUUCUACCAGCCCCCGGAAAUCGGGCGUAGGUUCUUCGCCUAGGCAUUCCAUCAGUGGAACGGCUCAGGAGACGGUAGUCCCGGUUUUACUUUCAGCGAUACUCCGUCAACACAUCUGGCUCCUACGCGACGAUGUCGAUGACGAAUACCAGGCGAUGCUCGAGAAACUCAUAGCUCUUCCCCCGUCUCCAGAAACCAAGGCAGAGGAAAAUGCGUUGAUGGGGAAACUCACUCUUCACGAUGUGUAUGGCCAAUUUAGAGCUGAUAUGUUCCUCAACUCUCUGGCAGAAUCGACUAUUUCGUUACCUGUGGGCAUGUCUGGAGAGAAAGCUCCAUCGUUUUCUGCUUCUACACAGGACAUCGUUUCGACGCUCGAUAAUGCAGAAGAGCUAUUCUGGGCAGACUUGAUACUGACAGCCCGACGAGGUAAGGUAUCUCAUGUCCGUAACGCGGCAGUCUCCCUCGCGAUCAUCAAGGCACUGCAAACCUCACUCGGAAAACCAGGGAAAGAAGGACCAGUGUUGGUUGCACGUCUUCUUGAUGCUUCUACUGCUAUUACGUUGCACCGCGAGAUCAUGGAGACAAUCCAACACAAGUUUCCUGAUGUACAGAGAUUUGAUGAUCUUCAGUGGCCAUUAAUGACACCGAACGGGUCUCCCCUCCCUCGACCCAUUGCACAGGCUGCAAAAACUCGACUACGUGCUCUGGAGGGAUCGGACGACGGAGAUAACGAUACUACCACAGAUGACAAAUCACUCAAGGAAUACUGGGAAGCUAUUCUUUCGAGAUACGAGUCGCAUACGUUGGAUACAGCAGCACUGUCGACCUCGCGAGUAGAUUCGCUCCCUGAUAACUGGACAGUUGUCAAUAUCACCAUUACAGAGGAUAAGAACACGAUGUUCGUCUGUCGGCAACGCGCACGAUCUGACCCUCUCAUAUUCUGUGUUCCCUUGAAAGGGAGGAGGGAAACGGACGACGACGAACAUCUAACAUUCGAUGACGCAUUGAACGAGUUGAAAGAAAUCAUCAGACUCAGUGAUCAGGGAACAAGACAGGCUGCUCACGUAAAAAAAGAUGACCAAAAGGCACGAACUGCAUGGUGGGCGGACCGGUCGGCUCUUGAUAAACGAAUGCAGGAGCUACUAGAGAACAUUGAGUACUGUUGGUUAGGUGCAUUCAAGACAAUUUUGAGCGAGCCGACGAAAAUACCUCGGGAUAUUAUCUCGGAUUUCAGGGCCCAUCUUGACCGUGUCUUCAAACGCAGCCUCCCUGCUCAAGACCGUAAACAGAAAUCGAAAGUCACCCUCGAUGAUAACCUCCUCGAGUGUUUCUCCACACUGUCGCCCAAGUGCAGAGAUGAGGAGCUGGAAGACCUCGUGUACUUCAUCCUUGACCUGUACCAGUUCCACGGCAUUCCAAUAGCAAUUUCCGAGGUCGACGUGGAUCAAGUAACAGUCGAUUUACGCACGGCGUUAGAGGAACACGCUGCGAGAGCGAAGGCAAGAGUCGUGCCAAAGCAAGAUAGCCACUUAUUUUUGGUUCUGGACAAGAAUGUGCAGGGCAUCCCUUGGGAGUCUAUUCCAAUUUUGCGAGGGAGGAGCGUUAGCCGGAUUCCUAACAUGGAGUGUUUGAUGGACAAGCUUCAGUUUGCGGAGUGGCAAAGAAGUCGCGGAGAGACGGCCAAUGAGGCAAUGGCCACUGAGAUAGGGACUAUUGACAGAGUGAAGGUCGACCCACGAAAGGCAUAUUACGUUCUCAACCCAAGCGGUGACCUCAAGGGAACUGAGGGCCGCUUUGCAAGCUGGCUAGGCAGCAUGCGUGAAGUAGGAUGGGAAGGCGUCAUUGGACGUCCCCCAAGUGAGCAGCAGUUCCUGGAUGCCUUAACAAGAAAAGACCUCGUGAUUUAUUUUGGACACGGUGGGGGAGAGCAGUAUGUGCGAUCACAUCGAAUUCGGCAUCUUCCUAGGUGCGCGGCGACCAUGCUCUGGGGUUGUUCCUCUGGAGCACUGAAGGACAUGGGGGACUUUGAUCGUGUGGGAACACCCUAUAAUUAUAUGCUGGCUGGUUGUCCGUCUUUGGUAGCCAACUUGUGGGACGUCACCGACCGCGACAUUGAUAAAUUCUCGCAGGUGGUGUUCGACAAAUUGCAGCUGACUGCUGAUGGUGUUCGGAAGAAUAAGGAAGGAGAACAGGGAGGGACAUCGUUGGUAGCUGCCGUGUCUCAAGCGCGAGACUCGUGCAAGCUGAGAUACCUGACUGGUGCUGCGCCUGUGGUGUAUGGGAUACCGUUCUACCUAUAGAAUGGGAUGUGUGUAGUGUAUUUUCUGUUAAUAGUGGGAUAGAAAGCUAUUCUAGAGUAUGUGCGGGUAAUUGAAUAUACAUGUGGAUAGGAUAAG
Serpula lacrymans var. lacrymans S7.9 is the source of this 6243-nucleotide messenger RNA. RefSeq lists its product as uncharacterized. Gene Ontology annotation, cellular component: nucleus; centrosome; mitotic spindle. Gene Ontology annotation, molecular function: cysteine-type endopeptidase activity; protein binding. The record is from RefSeq and is a predicted model, not a curated record. The transcript has 15 exons. NCBI's taxonomy places the organism in Eukaryota, Fungi, Basidiomycota, Agaricomycetes, Boletales, Serpulaceae. The coding region runs from base 1 to 6147 and encodes 2048 amino acids. Gene Ontology annotation, biological process: meiotic chromosome separation; proteolysis.